Messenger RNA from Temnothorax curvispinosus, 1619 nucleotides. RefSeq lists its product as uncharacterized. The transcript is spliced from 5 exons. Gene Ontology annotation, biological process: neuropeptide signaling pathway; regulation of hormone secretion. Gene Ontology annotation, molecular function: enzyme regulator activity. Lineage: Eukaryota; Metazoa; Arthropoda; Insecta; Hymenoptera; Formicidae. Gene Ontology annotation, cellular component: secretory granule. The record is from RefSeq and is a predicted model, not a curated record. Bases 268 to 1041 code for a protein of 257 amino acids.
CGGGACGGGAUCGUAAACGAGGGGAAAACGGUGGAAAAAGGUAAAUCAAUACUUUGAUACUCGCUGGAACCGCGAACGGCGCACGGCGCUCGUUCGUUACGACAGUGACGAGCGACGAGCUACCACGGCUGACGAAGACGAAGACGAAGACGACGACGAGGAUAAGGAAAGCUUGUGUGCAGCGAAAACUGGUGUGCGGCACCUCUCCUCGAGGACAUCCGGUCCACAUCGUCGGUUUUUUCCGUCGCGUACCAUUUAUCGCUGAUUAUGAUGCACGCAUUGAUUAUCAUGCUCUACUGCAUUCUGCUCCUCUUGAUCGCUGUUGCUGCACGGGCGAAUAUUUACUUGCCCUUAAUGAAGGAAAGUAAAGUCGAAAAUAAAGCAUGUAAUCCCCUAUUCGGAUGUAUCCAGGAAGAGGAUUUAUGGACGGACAACCUUCUGCAAGAAUUGAUCGAUCAAGUAGGAAAUGAAUUUGUGAGUGUGUCCGAUUCGUAUUUGGAAUAUCAGGAGGAGAAAGCCAAAGAAUUGCCCAUGGAACUGCCAGCCGAUUACGACAGCAUGGACACGUUGAAUCCGAACCCGAGUAUACGAGAUCAAGAGUAUCUGCAGCACAGUACGCUCUGGGGCCACCAACGGUUCGAUAAUAAUAAAAAUAAUAAUGACAAGGGUUAUGACAGACAUAGGAUUCAAUCCGGUUUGAAAGGAUUCAAGGAUGAAAAGACGGAAAAUCCACUACCGGCUUACUGCACUCCUCCGAAUCCUUGCCCGGUCGGAUACAUGACUGAGAACAAUUGCCUCACCAAUUUUGAAAACACAGCGGCAUUUAGUCGCGACUAUCAAAGCGCGCAGGACUGCAUGUGCGACACGGAACAUAUGUUAGAAUGCGCCAACGAGUCUGGAAAUAGCAACAGUUUGUCGAACAUGCAUAUUUCAAAUUCCGAUCUCAAUCAAAUUGUCGAACAGUUUCAGGAAGAAAAUCCAUUCUUUCAAGGAGAAAAAUUGCCGAUAGCUGCAAAGAAAGGCAUACACGUGAUCGAUUAAAGACUUGCAGAAACGAACUCGAGAGGAAAUUGGGAAACGAACGUGAAAACAUAAUACAAACUUCAUUGAUUAAAGUUUCAGAUGUAAACCGAUCGAAAAAAGGGCUUCUAUUCAGAUACUGACUAUUAGAUGUAUAAUUAGGCAUCGCCUAAUAAUAAUAAAUAAAACACACGCAUUUGCGCAGCGUUAAAGCGUCAAACAUUGAGAAACGUUGUAACGUUUCCAAGUCUGAUGAUGCACGGACAAAGUUCUUAAAUGGACCAUGGCUGUUUAUCAGCGGGUAUAUUAAAAAAAAUAUAUAUGUAUCUUUUUUUUUCAUAGAACCAUUAAUAGAGAUCUUGCCAGAUAUACUACAUGUAAUUGUAUACGUGUACGUUUUAACAUUAUAUAAAGUGUCUACAGUUGCGAUUAUUCAGUUUAUAGAAUAAUUUUCGUAUAUGCUGAUAUUUUUUCAAUCCACAGAAAUGCAUAGAGUAUUUCGUAAGGUUUGUAAAAUUCUGUAUUUUGCAAUAUUUAUAAAACACUCUCUGUAUUUGAUAGCGAUUGAGAACACUCCAUUAAACAUAUCCUGAUAUGUA